GGCGGGCGCUCCAGCCCCCGGGCGGGGCCAGGCGGCAGCGGGAGCGCGCUCGGCGGUAGCCGGGAGCCCGCCAGGGCACCUCCAGCACUGCUCCGGCCAUGGAUCCCCUGCCCAAAGACGGCGAGAGCGCGGCGGGCGGGGAGCCCAGCCGGGGCGCAGCCCCCUCCAGCGGGGUGGUUGUGCAGGUCCGGGAGAAGAAGGGCCCCCUGCGAGCAGCCAUCCCCUACAUGCCGUUCCCCGUGGCUGUCAUCUGCCUCUUCCUCAACACCUUCGUGCCAGGGCUGGGAACGUUUGUAUCAGCUUUCACUGUGCUGUGUGGAGCCCGGACUGACCUCCCUGACAGGCACAUAUGCUGUGUCUUCUGGCUGAACAUUGCUGCUGCGCUGAUCCAGAUCCUGACAGCAAUUGUGAUGGUCGGCUGGAUUAUGAGUAUAUUUUGGGGGAUGGACAUGGUCAUUCUUGCAAUUUCACAAGGUAAGUUUCUUUCUGUUCCUCCUCCUCAGCCUUGCACCCCAGGGCAGAUCCCAGCAAGCAGCGGGCACCUGGCUGGGGCGAGGAGUUCAGGCCUGGCUGGGGCAGGUGCUGCCCGCUCCCAGCUGACAUCCAGCCGUGUCCGUGGUGUCUGUGUGUCUGUCUGCCUGUCUCCGUCUGUCCUGUGGCUGUGGGGCACAGGAAGGACAUUGCCUCUAGCUUGCAGUCAGCACCCCCAGCCUGAGAGCAGGGUGCCCACAAAUUCCAGUGCUCCCAUAGCAGAGGAUGCCUAAGCUCUUAUUGGAGAAACCUGAGGCACCAGCACCAGCCCACCAAGGUACUGGGUGGAAGGUCUCAGUGUAUUGCUAUGGCUGAAAGACAAACCCAGGUCAAAAUGUCUCCUGGGCUGUGCACAGGUGCCCUGAGGACUCCUCUGGAGCACCUUGCUCUGGUCUCAGAGAGCCCUGCACAGGGACACAAUCCCAGGGAGGUCGUUGGUAAGACAGUCUGCAUGCAGGUUGGUUGCCUUUUGCCUCUAAACACAAGUUUGUAAUGAUUUACAGAAGUGCAAUUUCAAGUAAACAUGGUUAAGUUCUUGAUUCAGGGCCAGACGUUGAUCCUGGAGCUGACUGCUUUACCAAACUGCACUUCAACUGCAUUGCUGCAAAGGCACACUAACAGAGCACUACUUUGCACAGAAUACCUAUUGCUACAUCAGAAGCGCAGUAGCUGUUUCCCCAUAUAAACUAUUUCAUAAGACAGAUAAGUAUUUUAAUGACAAAAUUUAGCAAAGGAGAGCUCAUUUGGCUUGCUCUGGUCAUGUAAAGAGAGACACAAGCUCUGCCAUUGCAGUUGGCUUCCAGCCAGUUGCAAACCAAGAGGCAAGUCUGAAGGGAUUUCUAUUGUAUCUUAUUAAAGGCAAGGCUGCACAAACAAGUAAUUGCAAGCAGGAGAUCUAGGCUGCCAAGGCUGGAUGUAUGCAGGGAGUGUUCCAGAGUGCAGCAAAGCUCAUUUGCCAGGCCACUUCUUAGUGCACCAACAAGUCCCUUCGAGCUAAUGGUUGUGGUGCCUGUGGGUGUUUUGUGCUCAGCUGUUUUAACGGACUGACAGAAGCCUUACACGGGGGUUGGAAAGAAACUUUAAAAACAUCAGUGCUCAAUGAGUUAAGUAUUCUUCUAAGAUGCAGAAUUUCAGGUUUAUUUGAAAUUCAAAAUUCAAAAAUUACAGUCUAAUUACUUGAUUCAAGAAAAAACAUCAGAUUUUUAGAAGACUGCUGGUUGGAAGAGCUUCGCUAUUGCAGGCAGUGCAAGUAAGGACAGUUUGUUCUUUGUAUUUCUUUUCUUUUUAAAAGGAGACCUGUCCUGCUACAAUCCCAGCUUCUCUCAUAAAGGAAUCAGGUAAAUCUUCUGGUGAGGUCAUUGCAGCCAGCUGGGAAAGUGUCAAAAAGCCAUUCUUUUCUCAAACCCAGUGUCACACAAGAGCUGUAGUUACUCUCUCUCCUAUCUCCUGGCCCCAGCAGCUCCCCUUCGUCCCUACAGCCAGACAGCAAGCAGCGGGGUCCCGGCCCCAAGGAGCCAUGGUGAGUAGGACAGGAUACUUGAGCCCUUGCAGGAGUGGCUUGUACACACCUUGGUGGUGAUGUGCACUGGAUUUGCUACUGAAAAGCUCCAUUUUCCCCACUGCUGCUGUGCCUUGACAUGAGCACCUCAUUCUGCUGGCCUGAAGCAAAGCAAAUGGGUAAUGAGGCAGUGAGAGCCUGUGAAGGACUGAGGUUACUUACCCUGCAGCCACAGGUACCCACAGCACUCUGGAACCUCUCACAGCAGCAAAGCCAGGCACCGUGCCUGCCACCAGCAUCUGCAGGGCUGCGUGCUCAGGUCGCUGUGCCCAUGGCAGCAAGGGGCAGCACGCCGUCCCAGCGCCCAGCAGCAGGGAGGCGGCAGCCCCCGGUCUCCUCACAGGGGUACCCCAGGCUCCUGGUGCAGCCGGCUGCAGGCCACACCGAGGGUCUUCCUUAGGGACUGGCACUAAUCAUGUUCCCUUCCCCCCCUCCUCACAGGCUCCAAGGAGCAGGGAAUCCCACAGCAGCUGUAGUGGCUGGGACAAGUAUGUUCAGAGAAACACGGCGAGCGAUUUCCUUGGGCGGCUGUGGGCCACGGACCUUCUCAUUACCCUUUAUCUCUCUUCUUCCUUUUGUUUUGUGCCUGCCCCCGGUCCACCUGCCUGUCCAGCGGAGCGGCGGUACCGAGCACCCGAGGGAGACUUGCACUGACUGAGCAGCAGAGAUGGGGCGAGCGCACCGCGCCUUGGGACUGGCCCCAGCGAGCCCACGGUGGGCGGAUGAGGAGGAGGAAGAGGAGGGUGCCGAGAGGAGGGAGGCCUCUGGGAAUGGUGGCACCUGGGCAGGCAGUGGCACUGAGGGGGUGGGAGAUGCUGUGCUGUCUGCCCUCCCAGCAGGAAAUGGCCAGAGCUAUUUUGCCUCCUGUUUUGCUCGCUGUUAAAGAAAACCAGCUGUAAACAUCAAAUGCCAAGGAGCUAUUAAUAGAUACGUGUACAGUCUGUAAAAGCAAACAAGUUGUACAAUUUUUCCCCUCCAAGAAGCCAUUCUUGACUGCUUUGUGGCAACAGAGGGCUCAGCCCAGCCUCCUCUGCUGUGUAUUUAUGAUGCUCGGCGAAGCUAUAUCACUGCGAAUGUCUUGAGAAAUGUGCUCCCUGUAAAUCGCGUUGUACUGCUGAACUGAGCUGGGCCAUGCCCUCCUUCAAUCCACUGGCACCAUGCAAGCACCUGCUCCCACUGGCCUCAGGAGGCUCCCGCUGGCAGCAAGCAGAGCACUCCAUGCUGCCAAAAGCUCCUGCUGUAAAGGCUUCUUUUCUUCCCCUUCCCCUGGAAGGGACGUGCUGGCAGUGUCUCCUUGCUCUGGAAAUGGAUCCCUGCAGUGCGACCCACGGUACCGGCUGACAUGGCAGCUCUGCUCUGCUACCUGCGGGCCAGAAGAAUCACCUGGCACCUUCAUGCCUCCCCUGACACAGGUGCACGUUGCGUGCUGGAGGCCUCAUUUGUGCCUGCGGGAGUAGGGCCCCGGCCCCCUCCUCUCCGCACACAUCAGCUGAUGCUUCCACCAGAAUAUUCCUCUCUGCCUCCCUUCAUGGUUUUGGUGCAGCAAACACCAGAAGGCUGUGACCGUGCUUCUUGCUGAUCUCUGCACACGAUCCAGCUGCCGACCAGGACUAAGACAUGUGGCACUGAGCUGGCUCGAUAUCAUCCUUUGCUUUGUGAGUAUAAAUGUUUUAGGUGCAAGUGUUACAGCUAAAGAGCAAUAGUAAGUUGUGAAGACUGCAACUGCUUUGCCACCAUCAGCCAGCAACAAACUAUUUUCUGCUGCUCUUUUCUGAUUGUGAAAACCAUGUUUUUCAAAAAGGGCUGUAAUGAAACAGUUUCAACCAGGCUGAAACGCUGCUUUACUGCUUGUCGGGAAGCACUGUCAGGUAGAGACCAAACAAACACUUUUCUGAAUUUGCGAUGAGUUAUCAUGUAGCUUCUCUCUGGAUCAGCUGAACCACUGCAAUGGGGGGAGCACAGAAAUGUUGAUGAAUUUGUUGGUGUUGCCGGUUUGUAUUUAUCACAGAAAAAGAGCCAUGGAAAAUGCUCGCUGUCCUGCCCAAAUCCCAAGAAAUCACAUGUUCCUGUCCAUGUGCAUCAGCUGCCACACAUUUCACUACAGACCUUUUGCAUCUGCUGGACACUGCUCCCUGGCACAGCCUCUGUGCUGCGGGAGCUGUUACACAGGGCUCCACCUCAGGGAAGCCCACACAUGAAGUCUCACAGUGCCCACACUCUCCAGGGGCAGCUUUGUUCCAUCCUGGUGAUGCAUUCUCAUCUUUUUGGAAUGACCCAUGCACAUGCUCAGCCAGCAGAGCCUCCUCUCACCCUACCACUGCACAGCACCACGGGGCACUGCACAGGGCUUUGUCCCAUGAGUACACUUCUUUUUUGAAGUGCUCAGCCCGAACAAAACGUUCUACAUGUCAACACCAACACUUCAUUGGCACUUAGAAUGGCCUGAGAAGAGCCAUAAACGCAGACAGACCUAAUGUUCCUUCCAGCCUAAAGUGGAGGCUUCUCCCAAGCACUCAGUGGCGAUGCAUCCCCGUGGUUCCCAGCUGACGUUUCUCUGCGUUCGUGCACACUACUCACUUUCAGGCAGUUUUGGAAUUGGUUAUCCUACCUGGAACUCGGCAUUUCCAGUCCACCUGCAUACCACCCCCAGUGACCACGGCACCAGAUGAGCUGGGAUAACUGCAACGAGCCCGGCAGGAGCCCGCACCACCUGCCAGCUAUCCUUCCUCCCCACCAUCUGUAAUUGUGACCUCUCCCUGCGCUCACCCAGAGGGCAGCAGCACUCCCUUGGUAUGCUUCCGCCCGAGUGACGAGGGAACUGAUGCCUGCGUGCAUCAUCUGCUCCCUAUAUGGAGUUGGUGCUGGUGCCCUGACAUUCAGCCUGCAUUCUGUUUCUGUGCUGGUGCCCGACCUGACCCCUGCGGUCAGGGAGGAGGGCUUCUGUGCCCACUGAUGUUGCCGACUGUUUGGUUGUGAUGUGCUGUGUUUUGAUACUGUGGAUUUUCUCUCUCUCUCUCUUUUUUUUUUUUUUUUAAGUUAAAUAUAUUCUAUUGCUGUACAAAUGGAAUGAAACACAUUCUCUUUAUGUAGCCCAGACAAAAUCCACCAGGCCUGCAUUUAGAUGGGGUUUCUUCCCACGGGGCAGCAGAGGCCUGGCUGGGGUCCUCACUUCAGUGUGGCCAUCUCGGCACUGCUGAGACAGUGGGAGCAAAGCCACCCCUGGAGCUGGUGGGUGCUUUCUCACCUCGGUUUUCUCUUCAACCCUUGCACUUUGAAACGACCCUGGUCACAUUCCCAUACGUGAGCUGGUGCCACUGGGCAGGUGCGUC
Messenger RNA from Numida meleagris (helmeted guineafowl), 5418 nucleotides. It is a transcript of the gene STUM, whose product is annotated as stum, mechanosensory transduction mediator homolog. The transcript is spliced from 4 exons. The record is from RefSeq and is a predicted model, not a curated record. Lineage: Eukaryota; Metazoa; Chordata; Aves; Galliformes; Numididae. The coding region runs from base 99 to 764 and encodes 221 amino acids.